Messenger RNA from Halteromyces radiatus, 1154 nucleotides. Its product is annotated as eukaryotic translation initiation factor 6. Gene Ontology annotation, cellular component: cytosol; preribosome, large subunit precursor; nucleolus. NCBI's taxonomy places the organism in Eukaryota, Fungi, Mucoromycota, Mucoromycetes, Mucorales, Cunninghamellaceae. Gene Ontology annotation, biological process: maturation of LSU-rRNA; maturation of 5.8S rRNA; ribosomal subunit export from nucleus. The record is from RefSeq and is a predicted model, not a curated record. Gene Ontology annotation, molecular function: ribosomal large subunit binding. Bases 148 to 885 code for a protein of 245 amino acids. The transcript has 4 exons.
AUAAACUCUCUUUUUUGUGUAUUGAAAAAUAUGCUGCGGCGGGGCUACAUUUCUCGAUACAAAAACGAAAAACUUUUUUCCUUUCUUUUUUUUCCCCUUCUCUUUACUUUUUCUUUCCUCUAUUUUUUUUUUAAUUGAUUAUUCAUUAUGGCUGUCCGUGCACAAUUUGAAAACAGCAACGAAAUCGGUGUGUUUUCCCGUUUGACCAACUCUUAUUGUUUGGUUGCUCUUGGUGGUUCUGAAAACUUUUAUAGUGUAUUCGAAGGUGAAUUGGGUGAUGUUAUCCCUGUUGUACAUACUUCUAUUGCUGGUACUCGUAUUGUUGGUCGUUUGACUGCUGGUAACAAGAACGGUUUACUUGUACCUUCCACCACAACCGAUCAAGAACUUCAACAUCUUCGAAACUGUUUACCUGAUAAAGUUCAUGUUCAACGUGUCGAAGAACGUUUAUCUGCUUUGGGAAAUGUGAUUGCUUGUAAUGAUUAUGUUGCUCUUGUCCAUCCUGAUAUUGAUAGAGAAACGGAAGAAAUUAUCGCUGAUAGUCUUCAAGUAGAAGUAUUUCGACAAACGGUGGCUGACAAUGUAUUGGUGGGAUCUUACUGUGCUUUGAGUAACCAGGGUGGUUUGGUACAUCCUCGUACUUCUAUUCAAGAUCAAGAUGAAUUAUCUUCUUUAUUGCAAAUUCCUCUUGUAGCUGGUACAGUGAACCGUGGUUCUGAUGUGAUUGGUGCUGGUGCCGUCGUCAACGAUUGGUGUGCUUUUGCCGGUAUGGAUACAACAUCAACCGAAUUGAGUGUGAUGGAAAGUAUCUUUAGAUUACAGGAUGCUCAGCCUACUGCUAUUGUCAACGAAUUACGUGAUACCUUGGUCGACACUUACUCAUAGAUUAUCCUUCCUCCGUUUUACACUCUCUUUAUUAUUCUUUUUGUUUGUUUUCUAUUUGAUACAUAUACAUUUUUAUUAUCAUUCAUCAUUACAGCUUCAUUACACCAUACUUUUUUUUUCUGACUUUCCCCUUCAUUUCUUCCCCGCUUUCGGUUUUGUAGAAUAGAUAUAUUGUAUCGAUUCCAUUUUUUUCUUCUCCUUUUUGUAUAUUUGAAAAUAAAUCUGAUAGCCUGGAUGUUUUGGAAGGGAGUUUUUUUUUUUUAUUAUUA